ACCUGAUCGCCGUUUCGAGGAAAAGCAUCCCGUUAUGAAAAGUUAAUUUGUCUCAUAUGUUUCUCUCUCUCCCCAAAAAAGUAAUCUCUUUCUCUCUCUUCAACUUUGUUGUCUUUCUCUCUCUUUGACGAAAUUCUCUUUCUUCAACUUGUUCGUCUCUCUAUCUUUCCCAUAAUUUCUGAGCUCCUCUCCUCUCCAUUUAUUCUACGUAACUGAGGUUAGAUAAUCAGACAUAGUUGUUGCAAGUUGAAGGUAGUGAAGUGGUAGAAAGUAUUUGAAAUUGGUGAAGGUUUGUUCAAAGGAAAGGGCGGUGCGGGGCGAUUCAUUUGACCAAUUGUAUACAUACUCCCUCCAUUGUUGAAUUAGGGUAUUAAAACAGAAGGACAUAGAGUUAUGGCUGACGGUGUAGUCUUAAGGACACAUUUUGAGAACAUUGGGAAGCAGCCCAAUGUUGUAUGCAGAGUGGAAAAGUUUUGUGUUCUUCUGAAGAAGUUUGAUCGUAUGAGGCGGGAGUUGGUGAAUAGUAUGGGUUUUGGGGGGUUGUUGAAUUUGGAUAUGAAGAAUAUCCCGAGGCAGUUAUUUUACUGGCUGAUGAGUAAAGUGUUUGCUGAUGAGACAAUGAUAUUUGGAGAUGGAGCAAUUCUUCCUUUGGGGCCAAAUCAAGUAAGGUCCAUUCUUGGUACUCCAAUGGGAACUAAGGAAGUUCCUCUAGUUCUCGGGGAUGACGAAGAGGAUACCCAGAAGAUUAUGAGGGUAUUUAAACAAUAUGGUGUUAGGUCGAAAGAGAAAACGGUGACCCUAAAUCUAGCAGUUGCAGCCAUGUGCCCUGAACUGGAAGAUGGUUCUCUUGUCGAGCUUGAGACUGAAGUUGAUAAAGAGGACUUUAUGAUUGCUUUUUAAUUGUUUCCCUAGGGAUGGUAGUCUGCAUGACGACAAACAGUUCGAAUUUGGCUACAUCCUUAUUGCUGACAUUAACAGUGGCAUGUGAAGCUGUAGAGUAUGAUUGGUGCAAGUUCACAAUUGAUUGGGUGCGCGACUGUGCUAAUCGAUUUCAGACAAAGUUUCAGAAAAAUGGUUAUCAGUGCAGAUGUGGUAGGAGCAUUGUGUUUG
Molecule: messenger RNA, 1110 nt
Organism: Chenopodium quinoa (quinoa)
Lineage: Eukaryota; Viridiplantae; Streptophyta; Magnoliopsida; Caryophyllales; Amaranthaceae
Exons: 3
Coding region: 394-900 (168 amino acids)
Source: RefSeq, a predicted model, not a curated record